UGACGCCGUGACGCCCGGAAACUUAGGUUAUGUUUUCAAUAUGUCAUAAGUUUUUAAUUUAAAAACCUGUGAGGAAAUUAAUUUUACUGUUGAAAUGAGUGGUAUUGAGAGAGAUCCGAAUAAACGGAAAGUCAAGCCGGUGGAACAAACAUGUGUCCUAGACUUUGACGAAGAAAGUUCUGAUGAUAGUGAUUUUAGAAUAGAAGAUCAUCCAGAAGUUAGUGAUGAUGAUGACUCUGUGGAUAGUCAAGGGGAAGGUAAUGGACGAGAAAGUAGUGAUAAAGAUGAUGAAUCUGAAGAUUCUGGUGAAGAGAUGAUGAGGAAUUUAAGCCUUCCAAAAACUAACGGAAUGGGCUUAUCUAUAGCUGAUGUUAUUCAAUGUGCAGCUACUCAAUCCAAAAUCAAGUUAAAUGAAAAAGAUGCACAAAUCAUGAUCUGUUGUGGUUGUCUUGGGGACCACAGUGAUGGUGUCAAUGAAAUUGUUGAAUGUGAUGGAUGUGGAGCAACAGUACAUGAAGCUUGUUAUGGUAUAUCUGAUUCCAAUAGUUUAGCUAGCACUGACUCAGUGUCACCAACAACUCCUUGGUUCUGCGAAUCAUGCAAAGCAGGUGUGAUGGAACCAAUUUGUGAGUUGUGUCCCAACUCUGGAGGCAUUUUCAAAGAGACAGAUGUUGGUAAAUGGGUGCAUCUGGUAUGUGCUCUUUAUAUACCAGGGGUAGCAUUUGGAGAGGUAGACAAAUUGACUAGUGUCACCUUAUUUGAGAUGCCAUAUAGUAAGUGGGGUUCUAAAAGUUGUUCACUAUGUGAAGAUGAGAGGUUUGCAAGAACUGGGGUGUGUAUUGGAUGUGAUGCUGGGAUGUGUAGAACAUAUUUUCAUGUCACAUGUGCUCAAAAGGAAGGUUUUCUCUCUGAAGCUCAUUCUGAAGAGGUUGAUCAAGCUGAUCCGUUCUAUGCUCAUUGUAAAUUACAUUCCGAUAAAACUUUGGUGAAGAGAAGGAAAAGGAAUUACAUGGCUCUUCAGUUGAGAACACAUUAUAGAAAAUAUCAGUUUUCUCAGGCCGGUCAUAAAGAUACUCCUGAGCAGCUGAGGAUCAAAAGGAAGUUAGAAAAGCAGAAAGGCCAUUAUUUAAGUUAUAAAGGGAUGAAACCACCUCCAUGGGUACCUACCCAAAAAAUGCCUCGUCUUCUGACAACUAGUGCAGCAGCUUGUAGAAAAUUAUUUCGAAAAGCGGAACUUAUGGGUAUCAAUGCUAUUGCUCAGGAAAUGCAAGAAUCUCAAACCGCGGCUUUAGUGGACAUUAGGAAAAAGUGGCACAUUCCUCCAGCAUUUUCUGUAGAAUUCAUUGCGUACUAUUUGGAUAGGAAUGAUAGAUUAAGGGAAAUGAAGACUAGUCUUGAAAAUUAUAUGGGAGAAAAUAAGAAAUUAUUGGAUGAACAAAAACAAUUAAGGGUGAAAUAUGACGAGGUUCUCAAGAAAAGCACAGAAACGACUUCAAGGAAUAAUGAUUUUAAACAGAGCAUUCACAAAUUCCAUUCCGUGAUAUUAAGUGCUUGUCCAAUGAAAAAUCUUCCUAAUAUAGAGGAUUUGGGUAAACCUCUAGCUGGUAGAACACCUCAACCAAUGAUGGUACCGACGGCAGCAGCUUUGAAAAUGGGCGUGGGAUUUCCUUUGAAAAAUAUUCCAUCAGGAAGGGCUGAUAGGGUGCUCAGCAGUCAUGCCAAUAAAGAUCCUCUAUUGUUGAAUGAAUGCGGCACUUGCAGACAACGAAGGGAUCAACAUCUUUUAGCAAAAUGUGACACUUGUCAUUUGUACUAUCAUUUGGAUUGUCUUAAUCCUCCUCUGAGUCGGUUGCCUAAGAAGUCUAAGCUAUAUGGAUGGCAGUGUUCCGAAUGUGACAAGUCAUCUGAUUCUGAAGUAGAAGAAAUGAAAACGCCCAGGAGAAGUAGAAGCAUUUAUAGUAACAGGGAAAGCAGAUCAGACCAAGAUGUUAUAACGCCACCAACAUUAAAAAUAAAACCAGUUGAUACUCUUGAAAUGCCUUCUGUUUCCGAGAAAAAGCCUUUAACAAAAGAUUCAUUUUCUAAUUUAUUAUCUGAAUUGUCAGAAACGAAUGGGAUUCAAAUUGUAGUUGAUAAUGGUUACGAGGGAAGUCAUAAAUCGGGUAAAAAACGUAGGAGAGAAAAGCACAGGAGUCGAAAUUUAGACUCUCCUGAUGUUGCUAGAGAGCAUAAAAGAAAAAGGAAGAAGAAGUGUUUAGAUAUGGAAGAAAUAUUACCACAUCCUCGUAUUACGAUUAAGAUUAAACCGAUUCCACUGCCAGCGGGAGAAGUUGCUUCAGAAUCAAAUCCACAAUGUUUCUACGUUCCAAAUGAGGCCGACGAUAAUGCACCUCCUCCGCCGCUUCUAAUCAAGGCUGCUAAGAUUGAAAAAAGAGAAAUUAGAAAGAGCAGGAGUCCAAGGUUGUCCGAGUCUGCACCAAAAGCUAUAGAAAAGCCAAGAAACCCUUCAGUUACUUCGCCCAAGAAAGGAGGUGCAGCUAGUGGGGGUAUUACUUGCGACGUUUGUCACCAAGAUGGUACACCUACUAAUUCUGUCAAGUGUGACGAGUGUCUUAAAAAUUACCACUUUACGUGCUUGGAUCCCCCUGUCAAAAAAACUCCUAAAAUUAGAGGUUACUCCUGGCAUUGUGCUGAUUGUGAUCCUACUGGCUCUGAGUAAUUGGUGAAAAGUAUUUAUAAAAACAUGUGCUGUAUUAUGAUAUUCAUAUAAAUAUAUUAUUGUAAGGAUGAAUUGG
Molecule: messenger RNA, 2795 nt
Organism: Psylliodes chrysocephalus
Lineage: Eukaryota; Metazoa; Arthropoda; Insecta; Coleoptera; Chrysomelidae
Source: the annotation of a GenBank genome assembly